AUGAGCAGUGAUGAUGAGUUUGACAGUGACGCUUACAAAGCAUACGAGGAUCAGCUGUAUGGGGAGCACUCUUCCUCUGGAAGUGAAGAUGAUGCAGACAGUGAAAUAGAAGAGACAAUCUAUAGCCAUGUGCAUUACGCUUCUUCUCUAUUGGUAUCAGAGAAGUCUACUCCAGAUAAGAGAAUAUCAAAGAGGACAGAUGGGUUAGUUUCAGAAUCAGAUACUGAAAAAGACAAGGAUCAGUCAGACAACUCUGUGAUUGAAAUCUCCAGUGACAAUGAAGAGGACAGUGAUGAUGAUGACAACAUGGACGAGGGCAGUGAUGAUGAUGAUGAGAAUGAAGGUGGAAAGGAUCAUAAUAAUAUUAACACUGGAGAUUUGGUGGACAGUAAUAAUACACAGGAGAAUUUGAAUCUAAAAUCUUCAUUUAACUAUCCAGAAAUUGUCAAUCUCUUUCCUGAUGAAAAUGUUCCCACUUCAGAAGACAAACUAAACAAGAACUCAACACUUGAAAAGAAGAAAGGAGAGCAAGGGGAGAUAACAGAAAACUGGGACUUGAUUGAAAGGGACCUUGAGGACCCCAGAGUAAACAAGAAACGUUCAAGAUAUUACACGCCUGGGAAGGAACUACCACAUAUGAGGUGUUUCAAUUGCAAUGAAAAGGGUCACCUGUCACAAUUUUGUCCAGAACCCAAGAAAACCAGCGUAUGCUUCUUAUGCGGAGGUUCUGGACACGUGAAGAGAUUCUGUCCGAAUGAACUCUGCUUCAACUGCCGUGAACCCGGUCACAAGUCAAAGGAUUGUAGGAUGCCCAGACGACGGCCAUUCGAUCGCUGUAACAGAUGUCAUGUGCUCGGUCAUUUUGCAGUUGAUUGCCCUGACCGUUGGAGGCAGUACCAUCUUACAAUACAAGUGGGUCCAAUAACUCGUCCUGAAAGACCUUUAUCUCCUCCGAAGUCUGUAUCUUGUUAUAACUGUGGCCAGCAGGGUCACUAUGGACAUCUGUAUACAAACUGGUUCAUUGAUACAGAUUUUUUUUUUGUUUUCUUUUCACAGUUGCUCACUAUUUGUUAUCAUCUUGUUCAACUGAUAAUAGAAUAUCUUUUUCUCGCCUCCUGUAUAGUGUCUCUUUACACUGACGACUACCAAAGCAGGAACUUCGAUAAUUCACCUUAUUCAGAUCGUAAAAGGAAAAGGAAAAGGCAGAAGGAUAAUGAAACGAAUGGAAGGAACGAGCGUUUUGUUGAGAUUGUAGAACUCGAUCUCUCGGAGGAUGGCCUGGCAGAGGAACCAUAUCAAGUAAAUAGAAGGAAAAAGAAAAAGCAAGGAAAACAGCAUUGGCGAGGCGAGGAAAGUCUUGACGACAACUUCGACAAUCGACUGAUAAAUGCCCGAAGUAACUCACAUCAAAAAAACGACAGAAGAUUCCAAAACCCGCGUCACAAGAGAGAUUUCAAGCACAGGUCUUUCCACGACGGAGAGUUUGACUCUAGAAAUACUUCAUUUGAGCAAGCGAGAGACUUCAAUUUUACGUCCCGCAGAGGAUUUCGAUUUGACAAUGAGAAGCGUGGAAAGAAAUCCAAUGCGCAAUUCCUAAAGAGAUAUACUUUUUGAACUGUGAAUAUAUAUUUGAAUGACCUUUUGACGAUUUUAUUUGCACCUUUAACCAAGUUUCGUUUUUAAGCUUUUAGUCUCCAAUCCUCAGCUAAAUCUGUAUUUAUCUCAGAAUUUUUUAUGAUGUUUCAAAACAGUAUUACGAUUUAUUGGAUAAGUUUUUACCUGCAACUGACCAGAGACUAUUUUGUUGGCGUACUCAAAUUUCGACCUUCACAAAGGACAUCCUUACAUUUGAAUAACGGCAACGAAUUUUAUUAAACGAUCAGAAACCGA
This is a messenger RNA of Pocillopora damicornis (cauliflower coral), 1890 nucleotides long. RefSeq names its product zinc finger CCHC domain-containing protein 7. NCBI's taxonomy places the organism in Eukaryota, Metazoa, Cnidaria, Anthozoa, Scleractinia, Pocilloporidae. The record is from RefSeq and is a predicted model, not a curated record. Gene Ontology annotation, cellular component: TRAMP complex. Gene Ontology annotation, biological process: TRAMP-dependent tRNA surveillance pathway; nuclear polyadenylation-dependent snoRNA catabolic process; nuclear polyadenylation-dependent rRNA catabolic process. Gene Ontology annotation, molecular function: zinc ion binding; RNA binding.